Coniophora puteana RWD-64-598 SS2 is the source of this 2001-nucleotide messenger RNA. RefSeq lists its product as uncharacterized. The record is from RefSeq and is a predicted model, not a curated record. Bases 1 to 2001 code for a protein of 666 amino acids. Lineage: Eukaryota; Fungi; Basidiomycota; Agaricomycetes; Boletales; Coniophoraceae. The transcript has 3 exons.
AUGCCCACUGAUCGUAGCUUGCAUCAGAUGGGAGAUAUCAAUCUUCACGAAAUCUUCCCUGUGGCUGAAUACCCUUUCCCCCCUGACGAUGUAAUAUUCGAAUACUCCGAUGCGAAAGUCAUAGCCGUGUAUAAAGACUAUAUCAUCACGUCCCCAAACGCGGACUUCGUGCCAGAGCCCUUUAUCUUUGAGAACGAAGAGGUCAAGGCCCGAGCAGACGGCCGCUUUGGCAUUGUCGACGCCUUCCAAUGGCCCCAGUUGUAUAGCGAGAAGUUUGAGUGGGCCAUGUGUAUUCCUCGCAAAGACCCUUUCUACGCGCAUGAACGCAGGUGGUUUGCUUGGGAGAACCUUCGGGAUGAAGACUUUCUUCGUUCCGCCCGCUACCCAACUAUGUACUCCCUUGGCCCAAACAAACAGCUAGGUGUCUCCGGUCUCGUCUCCCAAGCGAAGGAGGCCGUCACUGCGUGGAUGACAGAACGCAACAAGAAGGAGCAUUCGAUCACCAUCCCCCUACGAAUACUCGAAGGCGUCGUCACCCAGCUCCAGUCCCCUCAGCUUCACCGCGACAUCGUGAAACUGUACGCCGAGGCCCAGAGGCGCCACCUUGACAUCACCGCAUUCCUUGAUUAUGUCCGGUACGCAGAACCAAAGCUGCGAGUUCUCGACUUCUACCCUGCUCCUGUCACGGAGAAAUGGAUGGGAGCUUUUACCUCGGAUCCGAAUGUCUGCGAGCGCCUACACAUCGCAGGCAUUCCGGUAUGGUUCAUUCGAAUCAGGGCUCAGAUACCAUCCACCAUCAAGAUAAAGAAUCGCGUCCAAAUUGACCGUCCAGAUCACAUCGUACGGGAGAACUACUUCGACACACACGCACGUCUCGAGCCCUUCGAGCCCAUCUGCCCUCCCAUGCCAGCUUGCAACGAACGACUGAGGGUCCAGUUCACCGGCGUGUCAGCUUCCGACUUGUCCACGGUUCGCCAGAUGCAGGGCAGUCCCGCGCAAGGAGCUCCGGGUUUUGGCGGCGGGUCUGGCCGUUUUCAGGUCCAAGGCCGAAAGGCUGGUCUGAAGCAAGGUGCUCGUGAUACUUGGUCUGUCCUCAGCAACGAUUACACCCCGGAUGUGCCUAGCAUAUGGACGAACGCGCUCGACAGGGCCAAGUCCGCCAAGGGGCAACACGACGCUAAGCAGAAGAAGCAGGGUUUGCCUCCGAAAGCCCCGUUCGGACAUGUAGCGGCUGGUUAUCGUUUUCCGGAUCCCUGUGCACUUGUCACCCCUGUAGAACCGAAGCGCAAAACCACCUUUCUCGUCAAUUGGCUCAAUAUCCGGUCUCAGCGUCUUGAGGACGUCGACCUCAGUCCUUUCGUCGCCCAACCCAAUGGUCAGAACUGGCGGGACCUCCUCACCGGUGUAAUCUUAGAAGACCUGUCGCCAAAUCGUAUUAAGGAUCGGCAAGAACGUGCCUCGGGGCGGGAGCUCUUCGGGUCUGUGAUCACAUCCAUUGUCGAGUCAGGCGACUUUUGGUCGCACAGCCCCUCCCAGCUUUGGCAAGGCAUGGACGUGUCUCCCCGCUUUCUUAUACGGGAGAUAGACAUCGUCAAGAAAAUUGUCUGGGAGGUCGCCGAGUUCAACUUCCGGUUUGAACUCCUCGCUUUAGAUCACGCCAUGGCACGCCCCCUGUGGGUGAAGGACCCGGCUGCGCGCAAGCAAGCAGUGUGCGACGUUUUCCCUGAUGGAGGCUUGACUCGCGAAGGGCAGUGGCUCCCAGCGGGAGAGCAUGAAGUGGGGCUUAAUAGCCGAGAUCCUCAAACAGCUGCAACGGCUUGGGAGAGGUUCAGAGUUCUGCUGUCGGGAUGGCACGGCGCCAGUCAGACCAGGCCUAUCGAUGCCACCACACUCACCGACCUGUACCUUCAAGUCUCGCCGCUGGCCACCGACUACUGCUGGAGAUUUUUCCAACAGGCUGGCCGCGCUCCCAUCGUCCCGUUCGCGUUUCCUUUCUCCUGA